Eruca vesicaria subsp. sativa (arugula) is the source of this 789-nucleotide messenger RNA. Lineage: Eukaryota; Viridiplantae; Streptophyta; Magnoliopsida; Brassicales; Brassicaceae. The record is from the annotation of a GenBank genome assembly.
AUGAUGAUGAUAAUAUCAUACCUUGUGACACAUUUUAGCGACUUUCAACUGGCCUGCAUUGGGAGUUUCCUCCUCCAUAAAAGUGUGUUUUUCUUAUCUGGCCUCCCUUUCAUUUUUCUUGAAAGACAUGGCUUUCUCACCAACUACAAAAUUCAGGCAAAAAACAACACACCUGCAGCCCAAGAAAAAUGUAUAACACGCUUGUUGCUUUAUCAUUUCUGCGUUAACUUGCCCCUCAUGAUCGCCUCCUAUCCUGUCUUCACAGCCAUGAGAAUGCGAAGUACUUUUCCUCUGCACUCCUGGAAAGAAGAGUCUGCCCAGAUAUUAUUCUACUUCAUCAUUGAGGAUUUUGUUUUCUAUUGGGGUCAUCGGAUCUUGCAUACAAAAUGGCUCUACAAGACUGUCCACAGUGUUCAUCAUGAAUAUGCCACACCAUUUGGUUUGACUUCAGAGUAUGCUCAUCCAGCUGAAAUUCUAUUCCUUGGAUUUGCUACUAUUGUCGGCCCAGCUCUCACCGGCCCCCACCUAAUUACUCUCUGGUUAUGGAUGGUCUUGAGAGUGCUUGAGACUGUUGAGGCACAUUGUGGUUAUCAUUUCCCAUGGAGCCUCUCGAAUUUUCUUCCUCUCUAUGGAGGUGCCGACUUCCAUGACUACCAUCACCAACUGCUCUACACCAAGUCUGGAAACUACUCUUCAACUUUUGUGUAUAUGGACUGGAUCUUUGGUACCGAUAAGGGCUACAGAAGAGUGAAGUCUCUGAAAGAAAACAGUGACUUGAAACAAAAGUGA